AUGAUUGAAGUCGAUGUCUUUUGGAGCUUCUCUUUCGGAGCCGUCUUUGCCGCAUGCUCUGCUGGAUCGAUCUCCAAAAAUAUUGCCUUUCAAACUCCCUUCUGGUCCGCUCCUUCUUUUGUUUACACCCUCCUAUUCCUAUCCUUGAUCUUUGCUCCCUCUGGCCUCUACCUCCUCUGGGACAAUCCCGGCUGGGAAUCCAUGUUUGUCCUUGGUGAUAAGAACGAAAUCCAUGCAAUCUUGCCGACUCUCUUUGCAUUCACCAAUGUCCUGCUAGGCAUCAUUGGUUACUAUGUUACCUACUCUAAAAUAAGAUCUCUAACCUUGAAAAGAACUCAAUCAAAAGAAUCAUUGCCAAUGUCUUACCACAAAUAUUGGAUUCAUGCCUACACUUGCUUCUGUGCAAUCUUGGGUAUGGGCUAUAAUCGUUUUAUGUACCCAAGCGAUUAUGUUGCUUGGCGAGCUGGUCUCCAAUAUCCAUUGACGGAUUUCUUCACAUCCAGGAUACUCUUUACGCUUUUGAGUAUGGGUGUCAUCUUGCUUCCGGCUGUCUAUAUCCCAGUCUAUGUCUGGUUGAAGGGUACAUUGAUUAGGCCUGGCGACAAGUCCCGUCUCACCUUGACCUGUAUUUUCUAUAUACUCCAGGGUGUCUCUGUUGUUUCCACCUUGUUUGGUGCCUACAUCGUCAGGUACCACGAAAACGACCCUAAACAAACAUUUAUUCAGAACCUUUGGGCCUUGUUUGACAAUGGAAACAUCCUUAGCCGAGAUAGUAAAUGGUCGCCUUUGCUUGGCUUCUGGGUUGCAGAAACCGCUGUCAUGCUCCUCGUCUAUGUGCCCAUUCUCUUCGUUCCCUCUAUCCCCACUAUUGCUGCUACUCACAAGUCUCAAUAA
Lobosporangium transversale is the source of this 894-nucleotide messenger RNA. RefSeq lists its product as hypothetical. The coding region runs from base 1 to 894 and encodes 297 amino acids. NCBI's taxonomy places the organism in Eukaryota, Fungi, Mortierellomycota, Mortierellomycetes, Mortierellales, Mortierellaceae. The transcript is spliced from 4 exons. The record is from RefSeq and is a predicted model, not a curated record.